Messenger RNA from Carica papaya (papaya), 1008 nucleotides. The record is from the annotation of a RefSeq genome assembly. Lineage: Eukaryota; Viridiplantae; Streptophyta; Magnoliopsida; Brassicales; Caricaceae.
AUGAGACAAAGCCAAGAGGGGAGAGCACUUAGACAAUUCACUUUGAGUACAGGAAAGUCUGCUGGUAGGAAUUCCUCAGGGCGUAUUACGGUUUUUCACCGAGGGGGUGGAUCGAAGCGAUUGCAGCGAAGAAUUGAUCUGAAACGAAGCACUUCGUCUAUGGGCAUUGUAGAAAGGAUAGAAUAUGACCCUAAUCGUUCUUCUCGGAUCGCUCCAGUACGAUGGAUCGAGGGGGUGCAGCUACGCCGCCAGAGGAAAUUGAAGACGAUAGAGGAGUUCGCUCCGCCGCGCAAGAUCCUCGAAUCUACCACGACCACCAUCCGCGGCCUAUUUUCGUUCUCUUCCCUGCCCGGGAAGGUGGAUCAAAGAAAGGUAGCUUGCUUCUCUCCUGGACUGAUGGCGGCUUAUGUAGUGGUCGGCCUUCCUACCAGAAUGCCUCUUUGGUCGAAGAGCGCCUUUACUAGUAAGGGCGCAGGAAGCAAAAAAACUUGCGCGAAGGACGUCUUCUUCUCUGCCUUCUCCUCUCCAAAGGCCAAGGGAGAGACUGCAUCCCUUUCCUUCGCUAGCUCUUUUGAUUUCCCAAGGAUAGCGGUAGCUGGGGCAAAGCCCGCUUUCUUCGCUCCGCGAAUGAAAGAGAAAGUCAGAGGAAAAAACACGUUCUCUCUUUGCGAGGUCCGAAAGUGGAGAACGCAUAGCAUUCUCUGGGCACAUAGGAUUAAACGUAAAGCAGCGCUUUCUUGGCAGAGUUUUAGGCGGCAAGAGACUUUAGGGCUUGUUGGAGCUGCUGAGCAUAACGAAUCGAAGCCGAAGACGGAUCAAGGUAGCUUGCCUGCCAAGCCGAUAGGCGAAAGGCCGAAGGAUAGAGCGUGCAAAGUCGAUCGUGCACCUGUCACUUAUAUAAUAGCCAGUCAUCAAUUAGAAGCAGGCAAAAUGGUGAUGAAUUGCGAUUGGUCCAAACCUUCGACCAGCGACUUAUUGCGACCCGCCCAGAAUGACCAUCCAUACUAA